UUCGAAACUUCGAUGGAAUCGAACAUCAACUGUCACGCAGCGAAGCGUGACAGCGAAUCUUAGUCUGUUUUUCGUACCCGCCGGUAAUAGAUAAAGUAAAGUAGAACUUUCCAUUAGCCUAAUUUCUCCCCAACAACAUUAUUCUUCUGAUAUGAUUUCAACGACGAUUGAUACGUACUUGGAGACGUUGACUGGAUACAUAUUUGACGACGACAAAUUGGUAACGUACAAAUGGUUGAGCAAGGAGCUGGGACUCCACGUCAACUUGGCAAAGCAAAUAUUAUGGCAAUUUUGGAAGGAGCACGAAGAGCGAGAAAGAGUCCUGGCCACCUUUACUCUGAUCGGUUACCUGGUCGACGGUGUUCUACGAGUGGAGGUAGUCAAGGAAGAAGAUCUGGCAUCCGCGAAGCGAAAGUUUAAAAAGCUGACGGCGGAGCAUCUGUACAGUUUGCAAAGAGCGCUACCAGACGUGGAGUUGCUGGCUUUAACUGGGAACGGGGAUCAUCGACAGGGUGCAAUUGUUUGCAAAGAAAUAAUCGCCCGCAGCGGAGAAGAACUGAACGAGCUAAGAUGGGGCUGCAAAUUGUCGGGCAAAGUGUCUGAUGAAAAAUCGGCAAAGUUAGCUUCAACCAAGCCGGAUUCGAAGAAGGAGAAAAAUUUCUUCAGCAAAGUAACAAAAACACCACAGGCUUUUGACGCCUCGAAGAAAGAGGCGGCCAAAGACGUUGACAAUGUUGUCGCCGGUCGUGGCCGGAAACGUCAAGGUUCCGAUGAGCCCGAGAUGGGUGGUAAAAGACAGAGGCGGAAAUGUGAUCCAACUUCUAAUCCCAGCGGAGAGUCGAGCGUUAACGAGGACGAGGGUGAGGACGAAACGAUGCGUAAUUGUAUUCUGGAGGGUGAAACUCCCUCGGUAAAUGUUGGGAAUAAAGUAUCCCCGCCAAUGUAUAAGGUGGAAAAUGGUAAAACGAAGGUACGGAAGGUAGUUGACAAAACUUUUACCGAUGAAAACGGCUAUUUUGUUACGAAAAAGAAAUACGUCUACGAAAGUUCUUCAGACAAAGAAGAAGACCCCCCAAAAGUCGAAGCGCCGCAACCCAAAUCCGCAGCUCCGAAAGACAAUAAUCGUAAGCAAGCCAGCCUGUUGAAUUUCUUUAAAAAGCCUUAAAGCGCAAUCCCGACACCUCCCGAUAUGUAAAAUCUGAAUGCGCGAAUGUUUCGAACUACAUUCCUCCUAGCGAUUUGUAGAUACUGAUUACUGUAGCCCUGUUAACUUGUACAAUGUACAUAUUUAGGCGUGAAAAUUAUUACGAUAAAGACAUCAAUUUUAAUUAACAUACUGUAUACGUUAUAUAUACAUACAACAUAUGUUAUAGAUAUUUAUGUACUGUUAAUGUGAAUGUUAUCGGAUUUUAAAGCAAAGUUACAGUGCUACUGAAAUUUUAUUACCGUAUCAAGAUAUAGUAUGUAUAGAAAAUACAGCGAUCAAUAACUAUUAUCGUCUUUAUGUACAAGAUAUAAACCUUGUUGGUCUGUUAUAAGAUUGUAAUAAUACUUGAAAUAUGGAUUAAUCACGUGCAAUAUAGAAUUUGGUACAUCACGUUACCCCGCUGAAUUCGAUUUUUUAUUUAUAAACUUGAACCAUUGCUAAGUAACAAUGAUAAAUUGAGUGUUAUACACGCGAAAUCGCAAUUUAAACAUCUUCGGGUAUAAGUAAGUACAAAUGAAUAGCACGCCUCAAUUUACGUAGGUAGUCACGAAUCGUGAUAGAAUGCCAAACGAAUGUUACGGAAGACUA
Neodiprion virginianus is the source of this 1795-nucleotide messenger RNA. RefSeq names its product DNA polymerase delta subunit 3-like. Gene Ontology annotation, molecular function: DNA-directed DNA polymerase activity. Gene Ontology annotation, biological process: nucleotide-excision repair, DNA gap filling; DNA replication; DNA synthesis involved in UV-damage excision repair. Gene Ontology annotation, cellular component: nucleus; delta DNA polymerase complex. NCBI's taxonomy places the organism in Eukaryota, Metazoa, Arthropoda, Insecta, Hymenoptera, Diprionidae. The coding region runs from base 152 to 1165 and encodes 337 amino acids. The transcript is spliced from 2 exons. The record is from RefSeq and is a predicted model, not a curated record.